AUGGCCUUUAAGUUCGUCGUUUUCUCCUGCAUCGUGGCUUUUGCCCGUGCAAGUGCACCCGUGGCUGUUGCUGUGGGCGCAGCGGCCCCACUAGUAGCGGCACCGGUGGCGGCACGGCUGGAGGAAUUCGACGCUCUCCCACAGUACAGAUUUGGAUACAACGUAGCGGAUUCUUUAACUGGCGAUUACAAGAGUCAGCAGGAGCAACGUGACGGCGAUUUAGUCCAAGGAUCCUACUCCCUGGUGGACCCUGAUGGUACACGACGUACUGUUGAUUACUCCGCUGACUCAGUGAAUGGAUUUAAUGCGGUAGUACGAAGGGAACCUUUAGUGGCCGCUGGGCCAGCAGUAGUAGCUGAACCAGUAUUGUCCGCACGAUUUGCUGCUCCAGUUGCUGCUGCUCCUGUCGCCGCUGCUCCUUUAGUUGCUGCACCAGUUGCCAGAUACACUGCACCCGUAGCAUACUCCGCUUACACAGCGCCAGCAGCCAGGUUCGCAGCUUACAACGCUCCACUAGCAUACUCAGCUAGACUUACUGCUUAUCCCUCACCGUUCGUGGCACCUGUAGCAAGGCUGACAGCUGCACCUAUUGUUGCUUGA
Messenger RNA from Pieris macdunnoughi, 600 nucleotides. The record is from the annotation of a GenBank genome assembly. Lineage: Eukaryota; Metazoa; Arthropoda; Insecta; Lepidoptera; Pieridae.